Molecule: messenger RNA, 787 nt
Organism: Micropterus dolomieu (smallmouth bass)
Lineage: Eukaryota; Metazoa; Chordata; Actinopteri; Centrarchiformes; Centrarchidae
Gene: nxt2
Product: nuclear transport factor 2-like export factor 2
Exons: 4
Coding region: 142-573 (143 amino acids)
Biological process (GO): protein import into nucleus
Cellular component (GO): nuclear pore central transport channel
Source: RefSeq, a predicted model, not a curated record
CUGGUGACCGGAGGAAGUAAUACAAUUGGCAAAAUGGCUGCGCUGGCUGCUAAAUGAAGAAGAAGAAGAAUAGUCGCCUAAAGUGAUGCUUGACAAAAUAUUCUACCAUUCAUUGUUGUUGUGAUCCAUAUAGCUGUACUGAUGGCAAGCACGCUGGACUUCAGGACUCAUGCCGACCAGUCAUGCAGAUAUUCAGAAGAAUUCGUCAACAUUUAUUAUGACUGCAUGGAUAAGAAAAGGAGGAACUUGACCCGGCUCUACCUGGACAAGGCGACCUUGGUGUGGAACGGGAAUGCGGUGUCGGGACAGGAUGCUCUGGGCGAGUUUUUUGAGUCGCUGCCUUCAAGCGAGUUCCAAGUUCACACGCUGGAUUGUCAGCCAGUUCACGAACAAGCAACCCAAGGCCAGACUGCACUGCUCGUGGUGACUGGUGGGACAGUAAAGUUUGAAGGGAACAAGCAGCGUUUCUUUAACCAGAAUUUUCUUUUAACCGCUCAGGCUUCACCCAACAAUGACCAGCCUGUUUGGAAGAUUGCUAGUGACUGUUUCCGAUUCCAAGACUGGAACAGCUGAGGUUUACCUCUUCUCAGCUUUCCGCCCUGAAAUGUAUGGACACUUAUUGAUGAUCUUGAAAAUCAACCUGCCGUUUGUUAAUUUGUUUUUGUAAUAAAAUCAAAAAUGUCAUGCAACACCAAAUACAAAAAGAGGUUUAUUCUUAAACUGUUGAACAAGGCAUGUGACCACAAUGGUGGAGUAAUAAAUACAAAUAGGAUCGCCAAACCGUUAA